CAGAUGUUUAAUUUACGUCUGCUACGUUAGGUUAGGCUACUCACUGUAUUCGUAUCAUACCGUUUUAGAAUACGGUUAGUGUUCAUUCAAGAGACGAGCCUUUUCACCUCAGAUGCCACCAUGCAUUAACCAACGAUAAUGUCGUUGUUUAACCCUGUCUCUUAUAUAUUUGUUUAGUGGUAAUAAUCGUAUUUAUUUGGAAAACAUAUUGGCUGAUAUUGCACGUCGUCAAAAUCGUUCACUGAUUGGCUUGCUAGCUACGUCUGAACCUAUGCGUACGGUGGUAAACAUCUGAACGUGCGCUUGCGUACUGGUAGUAAUGGAGGACAGGUCCUUCUCUUCGGGGUAAAAUCGGAAUUACUAUCGAUAACAAGACAACAACUGCCCAAUAAUUAUCGGUUGAAGCUAUUUAACAUUGUUGGGCCAUUCUAUUUAGGAUGGCGUCCGAUUCGGGGCCGCAGACUCCCAGCUCCAAAGGGAUCAUGACCUUUCACCCCACUGCUGAGGAGUUUCAGAACUUCAGCCGCUAUAUCGCAUACAUGGAGUCCCAGGGAGCACACAAAGCUGGUCUGGCUAAAAUCGUGCCACCGAAGGAUUGGAAACCCAGGAAGUCCUAUGACGAUAUAGAUGACUUGGUGAUCCCAGCUCCCAUCCAGCAGGUCGUGACGGGCCAGUCAGGUCUGUUCACCCAGUACAACAUCCAGAAGAAGCCCAUGACCGUCCGAGAGUUCCGCAAGACGACCAACAGCGACAAGUUCUGCAGUCCUCGCUAUGCCGACUUUGAGGAGCUGGAGAGGAAGUACUGGAAGAACGUGACCUUUAACCCGCCCAUCUACGGGGCCGAUGUGAACGGAACUCUCUAUGACCCUGAUGUGACAGAUUGGAACAUCGGCAAACUGAACACCAUCCUGGACACGGUGGAGCACGAGAGUGGUAUAACCAUCGAGGGGGUGAACACGCCCUACCUGUACUUUGGCAUGUGGAAGACCACCUUCGCCUGGCACACCGAGGACAUGGACCUCUACAGCAUCAACUACCUCCACUUUGGAGCGCCCAAGUCCUGGUACUGUGUUCCUCCAGAGCAUGGGAAAAGAAUGGAGCGCUUGGCUCAAGGGUUUUUCCCUGGAAGCCACCAAAAUUGCGAAGCCUUCCUGAGGCACAAGAUGACCCUCAUCUCUCCCUCCAUAUUGAGGAAAUAUGGCAUUCCAUUUGAGAAAAUCACUCAGGAGCCGGGUGAGUUCAUGGUGACGUUUCCCUAUAGCUACCACGCCGGAUUUAACCAUGGCUAUAACUGUGCAGAGUCCACCAACUUUGCAACUGAAAGAUGGAUUGAGUAUGGAAAGCAAGCCAUACUGUGUUCGUGCAGGAAGGAUAUGGUGAAGAUCUCCAUGGACCUGUUUGUGAAGAAGUACCAGCCGGACCGCUACGAGCAGUGGCUGGCAGGGCAGGACACAGGGUCCAUUGACCACUCACAACCCACCCCAGAGGCCAAGGAGUUCCUGGAGGAGGAUCAGGGGAAGGACUGCAUCUCCCAUGAGCCCUGUGUGGAGGAGCUCAACACGGAGGGGGAGAGAAAGAGCCCCACACAGAGGAUAGGGACCAAGAGGCACCGGGUGUGUCUGGAUGUACCUGACGAGGUGGUCCCUAAAGAUGAAGAAGAGGACGAGGAGUAUGGAAAGAAAGCCAGACUAGGCCUCUCCACUCAGGGCACGGGAGCAGAGGACUGCGAAGAUACAGUCACCUUGAGGGACCUCCCUAAUGUAAAGACAGACCCUAUGCAGGGCAACAGCAGCAGAAGCCCUGCUCCGCAAAAAGUCACAAUCCCCUCCACCAGCAAUCAUGCGGCAGCCAUUUUGGCUCAACCCCAGUCGCACAGAAACGGGCACCUUCCAGGAGUGGCUCCUCCAGCCAGGACCGGCCCCUCCACCCAUCCGAUCAGAAAGCUAGGGGUGGCCAGCCUGCUCUUUCAUAAGACCCAGAGCCCUAAGGAGGCCCUGCAGGUCCACAGCUACGCCCGCGAGAACCAGCAGCAGAUUCACCACACCCACCUCCAUGUGCACAGUUACGCCAGGGAGCACCUGCCACGGCACCUCCAACCCCACCUGCAACUCAAGCCCAAGCCCCAGGCCCAAGUCAAGGCCGAGCAGCAGGAGUCCCAUGUCCCAUCUACCAAAGGAGAGCAGAACCAGGCCGAAGCACAGAGUCCCUGUAAGGGAGAACAGGUUGAAACCAAAGUCCAGACCCAAGGCCUCGAUAAGUGGCGGCAGCAUCCUGGCGAGGCCCAGGCUUGGGAGGAGAGGUCCGAAGCCAGAUCCCCUAGCAGUCCAGAGCCCGUUCAGACCCAAGCACACAACAGGGCAGCCAAAAGGGUUGAGGCGGAGGUCCGAAGGGACAGGCGGAAGCAAUGUCUUUCCCCUGUGCAGGCGGAGUUAACUUUAAUGAAGCAGACAAACUUAUGUCCAAAUAAGCCAACAAUCUUACGUCCAAGUAAGCUGACAAACUUAAGUCCAAGUAAGCAGACGGACUCAAGUCAGAGUAAGCAGACGCAGUCAAGUUCAAGUAAGCAGACGGAAUGCAAGAGUAAACCGCAUCCUCUCCUCCGCAAGCUGCCCAAACAGCACCCACUACUCAGGACCAGGGAAAGCUCCAGUGAUGACGAUGAACUGUGUGUGGACAUGGAGGAUGAACCAGAGGAGAAGGAGGAGUGGGCCAAGCCCCUGGCCCAGCUGUGGCAGAGCAGACCUUACAACCCCCAGGCGGAGAGGGAAUACAACAAACUCAUGGGCCUGCAGGCCCCCUACUGCUCCAUCUGCCUGCUUUUCCACACAUAUGACCAGUCGGAGUCAAGCGGCAACCCCAGCUACAUUCUAAAAGGCCGGCGCGGGGGCAGACAGAGGUCCAAGCCCCUGAUCCCGGAGAUGUGUUUCAGCACCACCAAUGACAAGACGAACAACAGCAGCAGCAGCGAGGGCGAGGGCCAACUUUCCACCCCUCACCUGGAGGAGGACGGCACCAGCCUGCUGGUCAGCUGCUCCCAGUGCUGCGUCCGCGUCCACGCCAGUUGCUAUGGAGUGUCUGCAGACCAAGUGUCAGAUGAGUGGAUGUGUGCCCGCUGUGAGGCCAACGCUUUAACUGAGGACUGCUGCCUGUGUUCACUGCGAGGGGGAGCUCUACAGAGAGCCAACAACGACAAGUGGGUGCAUGUGCUGUGUGCGCUCGCGGUCCUGGAGGCGCGCUUCGUGAACAUCACCCACCGCAAUCCUGUAGACCUUAGCUACAUCCCCCUGGCCAGGUUCCAACUGAAGUGUUUCUACUGUAAGCGGCGGGUGAAGAGGGACGUGGGCUGUUGUGUGCAGUGUUCCCAUGGCCGCUGCACCACCGCCUUCCACCCCACCUGCGCCCAGGCCGCUGGCCAGCUCAUGCAGCCCGACGACUGGCCGUUCAUCGUCCACGUCACCUGCUACAGGCACAAGUCGCUCGUCCUGCCAGAGCGCAAUAAAGCGGUCAUGCGAGAGCUGGAGGUGGGCCAGAAUGUUAUUUGUAAGCACAAAAAUGGCCGCUACUACCAGUGUGAAGUGCUGGAGCUGACCAUCGCCACUUUCUACGAGGUCGUCUUCGACGACGGCUCCUACAGCGACAACCUCUUCCCAGAGGACAUUGAGAACCGGGACUGCGUGAAGCUGGGCCCGCCAACAGUUGGUGACGUAGUGCAGGUGCGCUGGACCGACAACCUGCUUUACGGGGCCAAGUUUGUCGCGUCGCACUCCAUCCCUAUGUACCAGAUGGAGUUUGAGGACGGAUCGUCGCUGUCUGCCAAGAGGGAAGAAGUCUACAGUCUAGAUGAGGAACUGCCCAAACGAGUCAAGUCCCGAAUGUCCAAGGCGUCAGACAUGCGCUUCGACGGGAUCUUCACAGAGAAGGAGGUCAAGCAGGGCUCCAAGAGACAGCGAGUCAUCAACUCCCGUUACAGAGAGGACUACAUCGAGCCUCUCAUAUACAGAGCUAUCAUGGAAUAACCCUCCUCUUUCUCGACUUCCUUAUAAACUCACCACACACCCAGAGGGGGGGGGCAUCUCUGGGCACCCACAGCCUGGACAGGUGGCUCCAACCCUGGGUACUAUUAGGAACAAACUCUCUCUUCCAUGUCCCUUGGGCAUUUUUGUAAACCACGGCUGGGACUUUAAGGGAGUUUCUGCUCUUUAUGAAAUCCCCUCUCUUAUUUCUGUGAAUGGUAUCUUCUUCCUCUUUUGCGAACUGCCCAUUAAACUGGAACAGCAGAUUUAUUUUCCCCGUUCGAUGAUGACCUGCUCAACUCUAUGAUUUCAGUUCUGCAUUAUCUCCUGCCGGCUUUGGACAAUUUGUUUCUCCUCUGACAACUUGUCGGCAUUCUAACCUCUAGCUUUAGCCAUCCAAAAGCAUUAAUUGGACGAUGAAAACAAUGGUAUUUCACAAUGCAGGCCAUUAUUCAAUAUGAUUUUCAAUAACAUGCUGUUAAUUGAUUUAUUAUAAUCCCCAAAAUAUUUUGCUUUAUACUCUUUGCAAUACAUACAUUUAUGGACUUCAUAGGAAUGUGCAGGUUUGAUUGUGUCUACUGUGACAAUAGGAAGAUAGAAGUUAGCAGCCCAAGCCUUAAGUUCAAAGGGCAGUGUUUUCUUGUUAGGUUCAGUUUAGCUUUACAACUUUCAAGCUUUGGAUUUAUUGCAUUUAAUUUAUGUCAGUUGUAUGAGUUUGAGAAUGCAACUGUUUGUUACCACAGCUCACUGCGCUUACAAUCUCAGAAAAUCCCUAAGAUGUAUUUAUAUUUGUUAUGUGGAUAGGUUUCUGGACGCACGUUUGUUCUCAAUUCUUAAAAGUUAUUGGUAGUUUUUUUUUCUAAGCCAUCCUAUGUUGCAUUGGUAGUGUUUAUAUGUCAUAGAGAAUGAAAAAGAUAGCUUCCCUACAUAGUUCCCAUUAUGGCGUCUUAGAUUACACAGGCAACACCAUUGAGGCAAUCUCCAUUUUGAAGUAGUACAUUUUCUUCACAAUUGGCUGAUCCCUCCUGAUGACCUGGCUGGACA
Coregonus clupeaformis (lake whitefish) is the source of this 5057-nucleotide messenger RNA. Its product is annotated as lysine-specific demethylase 4A. The record is from RefSeq and is a predicted model, not a curated record. Gene Ontology annotation, cellular component: nucleus. NCBI's taxonomy places the organism in Eukaryota, Metazoa, Chordata, Actinopteri, Salmoniformes, Salmonidae. Bases 438 to 4016 code for a protein of 1192 amino acids. Gene Ontology annotation, molecular function: histone H3K9 demethylase activity; histone H3K36 demethylase activity. Gene Ontology annotation, biological process: chromatin remodeling. The transcript has 22 exons.